Molecule: messenger RNA, 600 nt
Organism: Spodoptera frugiperda (fall armyworm)
Lineage: Eukaryota; Metazoa; Arthropoda; Insecta; Lepidoptera; Noctuidae
Exons: 1
Coding region: 1-600 (199 amino acids)
Molecular function (GO): zinc ion binding; nucleic acid binding
Source: RefSeq, a predicted model, not a curated record
AUGAAAACCGCAGAGCUGCGGAUUGCUGGUCUGGACGACUCCGUGACCACCGAGGAGGUGGUGGCGGCCGCUGCCCGAAGUGGUGAGUGUCCGCCAGACAAUGUGCGGGCCGGCGAUAUACGCGCUGACGCCUCUGGACUCGGCGUGGUCUGGAUUCGGUGCCCCGUGGCGUCAGCGAAGAAAAUCGCUGAAAGCGGCAGGUUGCUGAUUGGCUGGGUUGCAGCGCGGGUAAAACUGCUGCAGCCCCGGGCUCUGCAGUGCUUCCGGUGCCUGGAGAAGGGGCACGUCCGGGCAAAAUGCACCGCCGAGAUCGACCGUAGUGAUCUUUGCUAUCGCUGCGGUCAGCCCGGCCACAAAGCGACCCAGUGUUCCGCAGCGCUCAACUGCAGUCUUUGCUCGGCUGCAGGAAAACCGGCGGGACACAAAGUGGGCGGAGGGGCCUGUGGUGCACCCGCCACCAACAAGGCCCAAACGAGGAGGAAAAAGAACAAGAAGAGGAGCUCUAAGCCUGCCGGGGAAACCUCGCCACCCCCGCAGGCCAGAAACUCCGCGGCCGACUCCCGGUCCAGGACUGUUGCCGAGGGAAUGGACUGUCAAUAA